AUGUCCUCCACAACCCCAACAAUCCUCCUCCUAGGAACAUGCGACACCAAACUCCCAGAACUCCUCUACACAAAAGCCGCCAUAGAAUCCCAAACCAACCCGCACUCAAACCAAAAAAUAAAAGUCCACCUAAUGGACAUCGGCCGCACCCAAACAACCCACGAAUCAAUAACAACAACCCAAAAAGAAGUCCUCUCCAACACCAACACUAACACAGACCUCUCAUCCCUUAGCAGGGCAGAAUACAUAAAAACCCUAACACCACACGCCACAUCCACCACAAAAGCCCUCUACGAAUCAAACGCCAUCCACGGCAUCCUAUCCAUAGGCGGGUCCUGCGGUACAGCGCUCUCAACAGCUGUCAUGCGCGACGCCUUACCGGUAGGAUUCCCGAAGUUGAUGGUGUCAACAAUGGCAUCGGGUGAUGUAGCGCCUUACAUUGGUGAAACGGAUAUUACUAUGAUGUACAGUGUUGUUGAUAUUGCUGGCACGAAUCGAGUGCUUGAGACUGUUUUGGGGAACGCAGCAUGUGCAAUUGUUGGAAUGGGGGUUGGGUUUUUAAAGAGGGCCUUGUUCGAACAGGAACAGGAGAAGAAGGAGACGGAGACUGGAAGUGAGGGCCAUGUUGGAAAGGCGCGUUCCACUCAAAUCGCAAUAUCAAUGUUCGGCGUCACGACACCGGCUGUCACGCAUGCGCGCCAAUAUCUCGAGACGAUUCUUCCGAAUUGUGAAGUUUACGUGUUCCACGCUACAGGCUCUGGAGGUCGAGCCAUGGAGCGGUUAAUUCGGGAAGGGAGGAUCGAUGCAGUUCUCGAUUUGACGACGACGGAGAUAGCAGAUGAGGUCGUUGGCGGGGUCUUGAGUGCCGGACCGGAGAGAUUGUGUGCAGCCACUGAGCGGGGGAUUCCGAGGGUUGUCAGUGUGGGUGCUUGUGAUAUGGUUAAUUUUGGGGGUGUGGAGAGUGUUCCUCGCUCUUUCCGGGAGAUGAAGAUGGAUGGUGGGAAGGGGAGGUUGUUUCAUGAGCAUAAUGAGACUGUUACGCUUAUGCGGACUACGGGGCAGGAGUGUGCUGCUAUUGGGAAGGUUAUUGCGAGGAAUUUGAAGGGGGGUGGGGAUGGCGCUUCCCAACGGGGGAGGACGCGAGUAGUUUUGCCUGUUGGGGGAGUUAGUAUGCUUGAUGUUCCUGGGGGGCCGUUUUGGGAUCCUGAGGCUGAUGAGGUGUUGUUUUCGACGUUGGAGGAGGAGUUGAAGGGGAGUGGGAUCUCCGUGGUGCGAGACUCUCGUGCAAUCAAUGAUCCCGAGUUUGCAGUUGCUGUAGCUGAUGAGAUGGUCAAAUUGAUCCGGGGGGAGUGA
Penicillium canescens is the source of this 1353-nucleotide messenger RNA. Its product is annotated as Tm-1-like ATP-binding domain-containing protein. Lineage: Eukaryota; Fungi; Ascomycota; Eurotiomycetes; Eurotiales; Aspergillaceae. The coding region runs from base 1 to 1353 and encodes 450 amino acids. The record is from RefSeq and is a predicted model, not a curated record. The transcript has a single exon.